Lodderomyces margitis is the source of this 834-nucleotide messenger RNA. RefSeq lists its product as uncharacterized. Gene Ontology annotation, biological process: cellular response to nitrogen starvation; autophagosome assembly; C-terminal protein lipidation. Bases 1 to 834 code for a protein of 277 amino acids. NCBI's taxonomy places the organism in Eukaryota, Fungi, Ascomycota, Pichiomycetes, Serinales, Debaryomycetaceae. The transcript has 3 exons. Gene Ontology annotation, cellular component: Atg12-Atg5-Atg16 complex; phagophore assembly site membrane; cytoplasm. The record is from RefSeq and is a predicted model, not a curated record.
AUGGUCUACCUUUCUUCACUUGCAUGCAUUGCCGAUAUGCAGAUCAUAGUAAUUCUUGCAUAUAUUGUUCAUUUUGAACAUCAUUUGGUCCAUGUAAUUUCGUACAAUGCAUCAUUUAGCAAGUACGAGAUAACCGAGAUUAAAAAACGUUUAUGGAAUGGGUCGAUCAACAUCAGAAUAUAUCUCGACAUAAAUGGACAAAGAGUUGAAUACUUGGUUCAAGCGUUUCGAAAUUCGUACCUACCUAUGCUUUAUCCACCACUAAUAUCGUAUCUUCAAAACUUCUGCAAUGAAAGAAUACAGGGCCCUAUCUGGUUAGAGUUUGAAAAUGUCCCAUUAAGAUGGAACAUCCCGAUUGGAGUGCUUUUUGAUUACUUGUAUCUUCCCGCACACGCGAGUGAUCGAGAUCAUUGCUGGAAAUUGAAUCUACGAAUUAAUGAAAACUAUCCCGUCGAAUAUGUCAUGCCAUUCACGCACCACGAUAAGGAAUCCAUAAACUAUACCAAGUGUCUAAAUGAGGUAUUGAAAAACCAAUUAAAGCAAUCGAUUUUUGUCGUCAAUGGAUCAGCCAAAGCCAUCAUGCAAAUGAGCGAACAAGAUUCAGAAAGCUACUUAUUUUCCAUCGUAUCUAGAAACUUGAAUCCAUACAACAAUUACAAUAACAAACUCAUCAAGUCAGUAAAGGGCAUACCUAUUAAGAUACUUUUACCAGGAAGUGAUUCCAUGAGUCAGGUUCCAGCGCGUCCAACCCAAACCUUGACUGAAUUGAUGCAGGAAACAAUGCAUGACUUAUUUGGCAAACUUUUAAAUACCCAGAUAACGUUUUGUAUAUAG